AUGAAGUUCAGCGCUACCAUUCUUUCACUCCUCCCGGCAGUCCUCGCUCUGCCCACAGGCGAAGAUGCAUCUGUCUCAAAACGACAGAGCGUGAACACAGUGACAGAUCAGCUCCUCUUCAGCGUCACACUUCCACAGUUUACCGCUCGUCGCAACGCUCGCGAUCCUCCCACUGUUGACUGGACCUCUGAUGGCUGCACUUCCUCGCCUGACAACCCUUUCGGCUUCCCUUUCAUCCCUGCUUGCAACCGUCAUGACUUUGGCUACCACAACUAUCGCGCUCAGAGCCGCUUCACUGUGAGUGCCAAGGCUCGCAUCGAUAGCAACUUUAAGGCUGAUUUGUACUUCCAAUGUCAAUCCUCAAGUGUCUCUGGUGUCUGCAGAGCACUUGCCGAUGUCUACUACGCCGCGGUUAGGGCCUUCGGCGGAGACGAUGCUACUCCUGGCAAGAGAGAUGAGAAUCUUGUGAAGGAGUAUGAACAGAAGGUGAAGGUCUACAACAAGCUUGUUGAAGAGGCACAAGAGAAGGGCGAACUUCCUCGUCUUGACUAG
Messenger RNA from Fusarium poae, 552 nucleotides. RefSeq lists its product as uncharacterized. Gene Ontology annotation, molecular function: A2-type glycerophospholipase activity. The record is from RefSeq and is a predicted model, not a curated record. The coding region runs from base 1 to 552 and encodes 183 amino acids. Lineage: Eukaryota; Fungi; Ascomycota; Sordariomycetes; Hypocreales; Nectriaceae. Gene Ontology annotation, biological process: arachidonate secretion; phospholipid metabolic process. The transcript is spliced from 2 exons.